UUAUUUUAGAAUUAAGACCAAACCUGAAAUACUGGGUAGGUCUAGAGAACUCUGGAAGCGGUUGGCAAUGGAUUGACAGCAGCACAUCAACUUAUCGAAACUGGGCAAGCUCAACUGCACCAACGACAGGUUGCGUGAUAGCAAAUGCCGCAAAUACAUCGUUUUUUACAUUCUGGCAGUCGUCAAGAUGAGAUGUCCACUACAAGGCUUUUUAGCCAACUGCGUUGAUCGAACAACCAACGGUGUUAGCGACUGUCCUCAACGUGCAAGUCUUUGCAACGACACGGUCUACUUUAAUUAUAUGACAGAGCAAUGCCCAAAAACUUGUAAUCGUACAUGUCCACCAGGUGCUAUUUUAGCAAACACUAAUUGCAAUGAUAAAACUGCUUCCGACGGAACAACUGAUUGCCCACAGCGUGCAUCAUUGUGCCAUGACACGUUUUAUUACGAUUACAUGACAGAUCAAUGUCCGAAAACUUGCGGCCGCUGUCCAACAACAGCAACUUGUAAGUGA
This is a messenger RNA of Enterobius vermicularis (human pinworm), 514 nucleotides long. Lineage: Eukaryota; Metazoa; Nematoda; Chromadorea; Rhabditida; Oxyuridae. The record is from the annotation of a GenBank genome assembly.